CAAGCAAUACAAAGGCCUUCCAGACGAAAAGGUCUCAUAUCAGAACACCAAACAAAUGUCUAAUUCUGCGUAAUGUCGCUUCAUCAAGUAAAAGGGUUAUUCUUCAUUAUUAUUUUGAAAUUGACGAUUGAGUUGGCAACAUGUCAAGAAUGUGCAGACCAGCCUCCGCCGUUUGGAAUGGAAAGUGGUGCGAUACAAAACAGCCAAAUUACAAGCUCUUCGUUUGCUUCCGGAUAUCCUCCGUAUUCUGCAAGGCUGAAUAACUAUUAUGGUGCCUGGUGUUCUAGUUCGCUAUCCACUGGAGAAUGGCUUCAAAUCGACUUAGGAAAUGACAAAGAGCUUUUAGCAAUAGCAACGGAAGGAUUCUUUUCAUCAUACGUAACAAGCUAUUAUCUUAUGUACAGUUUCGAUAAAACAAAAUGGUAUUGCUUUGGAUAUGAAGGAGUCGCAAAGAAACUGAGUGGUUCUACUGUUUCAACUACACAUGUAUUGCAUAACAAACCUGUUGUUCGCUAUGUUCGUAUUAACCCCAUAACAUGGGUAGGGAAGAUCUGCUUGAAAACAGAACUCUAUGGAUGCCCAAGUCCAGGUAGACCAGUUCAAUCGAGUAUGCCAGAAACGUGUAACGUUUUAAAUGAAAACCCUACAACAUUUCCUCCAACUACGCUYGCACCAGUUGUUGGUGAAACGACUACACUUGCCGAAGGGGUAACUGCUGGAUCAACCAAGUCAACAACUCCUGUAACUACACCAGAGCCAACAACAGAGUUGACGACUACAAUAGCCCCAAUCACAUGGGAACCAAUCGAUUCCAUAAAGAUUCGAGUAACCUCAACAUCAGGGGUUCAAGUCUCAACAGUCUACGUAGGACAAACUGUACUUAUUGGCAUAUUCUAUCAUAAAGGCAGUGAUGUCAUGUAUAACUGGAAUUUUGGAGAUGGUUCAACAAAACAAACUGACGCCGGAACGUUUAAAUACGAAUACAAAGCCGCAGGAAUAUAUACUUUGAGUGUUCUUGGCUAUAACGAAGUUAGCAAUGCUACCAAUCAUUUUCUGAUAACUGUCCAAGAUCAAAUCACUGGAUUGAAGUUUAUUGGAAAGAGCAACGCAAUGGUACCCAAUACAAGCUUUACCUUUCAAUGGAACAUUGAUAAAGGUACCAAUGUUACAUACACGAUCAAGUAUGGAGAUGAAACGCCAGAUACGAAAAUUUCGUCUGUAGAAGUGGGACCAGGACCAUACAGUUUGGUACAUAAAUAUGUUAAUACAGGGCACUACAGGAUUCAAAUAACAGCAGUAAAUCUAAUCAGUACAGCAGUGCCAAUACAUAAUAAAGUUAUCAUAGAAGAUAAACUUAAGGGUUUAAAAGUAAAAUGGGAACUACCUCGAAGAGUGAAAUAUAAUACAAAGCGUUUGUUUAUCGCAGUUGGCGAAGAAAUAACUGUUAAAAUGUCACUGGAAUUUGGUACUGAUCCACUUUAUAAGGUGGACUUCGGAGAGAGAAAGAUAGAUCUUGGCUCUAGAAGUUAUGUUAACUUCCAGUAUUCGUUAAAUGGCACUUAUAGUAUAACCGCAUAUACGUAUAAUCACGUCAGUGCUCUCUCUCAAUCAUAUCCCAUUGUAAUCAACGUUCAGAAUGACGAAAUGAUAUCUGGCCUAAAACUUUCUUCAUCUCCAACUCAAUUUGGGUUCUCAACAUCAAUUGUCCUAUCCGUGAAAAGCGGUACAGCUUUUGUAUGUUACUGGUCUUUUGGAGAUGGACUAACUGCUCUGAGAGAUGUCACCAACUUUAACGACGCAAUGUAUCAUACUUAUGAUUCGGCAGGUUUCUAUGAGUUAAAUGUUUGUUGCGAAAAUAAACAUGGUAACUAUUGUGUUCAAGAUACAGCUGCAGUGCUUAUCCCAAUAAUAUCACCGAGCAUUUCCGCCAUACUAAAACCAAUGAAAAGCAACUCAACUCAAUYAUUUGAAAUAACUUUGAUGAACGGAUCAGAUGUAACCUUUGAUGUUAUGUUUGGUGAUGGAAAGUCCAUUCGCUUGCAUUUACCCAACACCACUGCCCGAGAUCAAGAUCUUCACAUUAAUCACACGUAUGAAAAACCCGGUGUUUACUAUAUGAUGGUUCAUGUGUACAACAAGCUAGGAGGAAUAAGAACAAAGUUAACUGAUCCUAUUAUAGUCCAGAACCCUUUGAGAGCAAAUACGCUCUCUUUGCAAAACAAAAACCCAGUAAAAAUCCCCGACGGAAGAGUCAUUUUUACCCUAGAGCUGCUAGAGGAGGUUUAUCAUCCAACGAAUGUAUCUUGCUUUUGGAAUUUCGGUGAUAAUAGAACCACAGAGAUUCAUUCUAGUGUUACGGAGAAGAUUGCUCACACAUUUGCUGAGAAAGGGCGAUAUAUUGUCCAUGUGAUUUGUAAAAAUAGGGUUAGCAGCAAGAGUAUCAGCACUAAUGUUAUAAUAUACCGUAUGAUAACACCUCAAAUAGCAAUUGAUUCUCAAACCAAGAUUAUUGAUGGCUCUCCACAAAUGAUGUUCUUAUUAUCUGGAGAAAAUGUUACAUUUUGUGUCACCACCCAACCUUACGACAGGUUCUAUAUCUGGUCAGGAGUUGACAGAACUGUUAGUAUUGAAACAAGGCUGGCAUGCAUUAAACGUAUAAUUAACGAGGCAAGACUCUAUAACAUAAAAGUUGUUGUAAACAAUUCCCUUGAAAUCAUGACAAGAAUGGAGUCAUUUCGAGUCCAAAAAGCGACUCAUGGAUUAAAAAUUAGUUCAAAUGGGUCAACUAUCGUGAGAGAGCUUGCCAAAUUAACUUGGACGGCGGAGAUCUUUGGAACAGAUGCCUGCUUCUUCAUAAAUUUCAAUGACUCCAGUGAUGAUAUGAUAUACGGGCCACCAUCUUGCUCCGCCAAAAGUAUACAACUACCACUGCAAGGCGCAAAUAGAGAAAUACUCAUUCGACACAAAUAUAUGCAAGAUGGACAAUAUAACGUUACUAUCAAAGCGAAAAAUAUCGUCUCCUCGUUAACUGCACAAACAUACGUUACCAUUAUUAAGCCUGUUUGCAAAAUAUUGAGUAUCAAAAUAUCAUGGAAUGGAAAAACGAAUGACGAGUUUACAUAUUUGCGUUCAGAGUCAUUUGAGCUGUAUGUUGAAUACAAGAAACAGUGUUACUUCGGAGAGGGUGUCGAUAUUUCAUGGAAGCUAUUCAAAAACUCUAGCGGUGUAGAAACUGCUGUCAACUUGAACUCCCUUCAAACAAGAAGGAAGAAGUAUUUAUCUUUCGGUUCCUUGGAUCUCGCUUACGGCUAUUACAGAGUAGUAGUAACAAUCAAACUUACAGGAAGUGCUUUGCAGGAGAUAUAUGGAGACGUUAUCAACUUUAAAUCGUCUUUUAUCCAUAUCAACCCAUCACCACUUCAAGCUAAGAUUAAAGGUGGUUCAUUUGUUAUGGUUGAUCCCGAUUCUUCGUUUACUCUGGAUGGCGGARGCUCUAUCGACCCAGAUGAAUAUAUCCCGUACUUAAAUCUAAAGUAUAGAUGGUUUUGUAAAAGAAAGCUGAAGCACAGUGAUACGUUUGUUGGCUGCUAUUCUUCAAACAAAAAUUAUUUAGAACCUAUUGGAUUUGACAGACUCUUAUUCACAGUAUCCAAAGAGUUGAUCAGAAAUACRUCGUACCUCUUUACCCUUGAAGUUUAUAAAGGAUCAAGGACAGCUAGGGCCCAUCAAACAGUGUUUGUGACUUUUGGAUUGCCUCCAGCGAUGAAAAUAAUGUGUAUCCCUACAUGUGAUGGUCGACUAAUACCCUCUAAAAGUCUAGUCCUCUUAGGAGAAUGUACAAGUUGUGGUAGCUCUGACGUUUCUUUGGGCUAUAAAUGGGAACUGGCAGAAGUGAUCAAUAAAACACAAAAGCCAAGAAAUACCCUGCCUUCAGAAACGCGUUAUGGAUUAAAUACUGCUCGAUUCGAACUGCUUCCAAAUUUAUUGCCUCCUGGAAAGCAUUUCAUCUCAACCUUAAGUGCAUGGAAACGGGGCGGCUUACCAGGAUAUACAACAUACACAUUUGUAGUUUACAAAAACAGUCCACCUAAAGAUGGUAAUUGUUCAGUAAUACCUGCUCAAGGUAAUGCUAUGGACACAUCUUUUGUUGUCCAUUGCUUCGAUUGGUUAGAUCAAGAUCCGCCAUUGUCCUAUGCAUUUAGUUAUACCCUUGGAGAAGAAACAACGCUUUUGUAUUCUGGAGACCAGAACCAACGUAGUUUUAAACUACCUAUAGCAGAGGGUGCCGAUAAUUCAACCAUAAAUAUAACAUCAGAACUUACGGAUUCGUUAGGGAUGAGUGCUGUGGCAUGGACGACAGUACUGGUCUCAAAGCCAAAGAAAAUAGACAUCUCGAAUAUACUGAAUGUAAUAGGAGGAGGUGCAGGAGGUGGAAUUGGCGGUGGUGGCAGUGGGAGUAGUAAUGGUGGUAGUAAUGGUGGAAGCAGCAGUGGUGGAAGUGGCGGAAGUGGCGCAGGAUCUGCAUCGAAAAAUCAAACAGUCCCAAAGAAGUCAGCGGCAGAGGUAGCACAACUAGCAAAUUUAGUUGCUUAUUCGCUAAACAAUGCGGGAUCUGGUGAUGACAAUGACAAAAAAAAUGAAGAAGAUGUUAACAAAGCUAAACAGCUCAGGCAAACAGUAGCGAGUCAGAUGGAAGACACUAUAAGUGACAUGAAAAAUAAUAACGCUACAAAAAUUACUGAUCUUGAUUUGGUAACCAGCUCACUCAGAGCCCUCACUAAAAAUCCUAAAGAGCUCACUAUGACCGCACUGGGUGAUAUUGCCAAUUCUCUGAGCGACAUUGKGCUUACACUGAAGCGAUUGGCAGAUCUUGCGAGGAAGGAUUCUCUUACAGAAGCUGAAAGACUGAAGAUCAUUCAGCAGAUAAAAAAUGUCGCUGGAAAAAUAUUGGAGACUAUUAGCAACAUUAUGAUGGGAAUUACUGCUUUAUCCGAAUCGUGUAACACCCUAUCGCCUUACGAGGAGACUGUGAUAAAAGUCAAGUCAAUGAUCGCUAAAGUGAUUGACACGCUUGACGAGAUAGCCAUCAUCUUACUCUCCUUUAUGAAAGUCGGAGAUCCCAAGUUUGUGAUGAAAACUGMCUUUGCUAACAUAACCCUGGAGCGAAAUCAUGGACAAAGCAUUAGCGACAGAAAUUACUCCUUUACAAGAGGCUCGAUUGAUCUUCCAAAGACAGACAAAUUAUUGCCGAGUUAUAACAUGUCAUCUGUAGAUGUCAUUGAUUUAAAGAUAAUGGAAUAUAACAAUGUUUACCAAUUUUGUGAAUCUCCCGAAGAUCUGAUAUCCGGUCUUCUUCAUUUCAAUCUUCUACAAGCUAAUGGAUCAAACCAUGACAUUACGAAUACAAAAGAAUUCAUUCAAGUCAACAUAUCACAUUCUCCUCAAGCACUGCCAGCUAGCAAUUUCUCUGAGCGUUACUACGUAGAUCCCCUAAACGGAACUACUAGAUUUCAUAGAAUUAAUUGGACGUCACCAGAAACCGCUGUAAAUAUUGAAUUUCUACCAAAUUCUUCCUAUCUGAUAAAGUGGUAUAUGUAUGUUGUCUAUGGUGAAAAAGUGCUAUCUGGAGAACCGCCUGUUUUAACAGUGUAUUCUUCAAAUGAAACAGACACAAUAUACGUGCUCCAAUUGUCAAGAAACCGUUACAGAGAAACUGGUUUGUAUAAGAUCUACUUAAAAAUGGACCUUUCUGAUGAGRUUGAGGAGCUUUGGAAAGCCGAUCAAGUUAAUAUAUCCUAUAGUCUUGGCAUUUAUCAGUCUGCGUGUUUUUUCUGGAAUAAUAAAAAGAAAGCAUUCAUUUCUGAUGGAUGUAAGGUUGGUCCAAAAACAUCCUUAAAGAAGACUCAUUGUUUGUGUAAACGUUUUGGAGCCUUUGGCUCAUUAGUCAGCAUCAUGAAGAGCGAACUUGGAUUUGAUCCUAUCAUUUUCACAGUACCAAUCAAAAAGCUGAGUCCUAUUGCUAUGAUAAUGGUUAUCCUUGUACUUUGCUUAUAUGCUUUACUGUUUGCUUGGGCUUGGUACAAGGACAUGAAAGACAAAGAAAAAGACGAUGUUGUACACCUCAUGGAUAACCAUCCAAAAUUUAAAUUUAAAUAUGAGAUAAAAGUUUUUACUGGCCUCAGUAAAAAUGCUGGAAGCACUGCAAAUGUGUGUUGCAUCAUAAAAGGAGAAGAUGGUCAAACCUCUGUAAGAGCGUUGCAUGAUAUUGAACGACAAAGAUUUCAAAGAUCGGCUGUAGAUGUUUUUCUUCUCUGUACACCCCUUCAUUUGGGAAGACUUAACUAUCUGGAGAUAUGGCACAAUAAUGACGGGGACGACCCCUCCUGGUAUUUGAUCAAGGUGUCAAUUCGAGACAUUCUAAAAGAUGAAUUAUAUUAUUUCAUGUGCAACCAAUGGUUGGCUGUUGAGCAUCAUGAUGGUCAAGUUAAAAGGAAUUUGCCAGUGGCAAAGAAAGAAGAGGUAGAAUCGUUCAAGCAUUUGUUUACAAGUGUUGCUCGAAAUAGAUUGACAGAAGGACAUCUCUGGUUAUCCGUAUUCACAAGACCCUCUCGUAGUCGAUUUUCUCGAGUUCAAAGACUAUCAUGCUGUUUAAUGUACAUCUAUUGUGCGAUGUUCAUCAAUUCGUUCUUAUACAAAGUUUGGGGACAAGCGGAUCCAUCCAUCACAAUGGCAAUCGGACCACUUCGGAUUUCUCCUCAUCAAAUUUAUGUGACGCUUAUUUGCGGCUUAUUAUUGCUUCCUAUUAAUGAAGUCAUGGUCGGAAUAUUUCGAAGUAUAAAAGCAAAAAGUGAUGACGAUGACGAUGACAACAAAUUGAAGGAUGCGCCACUCCUUUCAAAUGGCAAAGACCUGUUAGAACUUAUUGACUGGUAUAGAAUAGCUGGACAAUCAGAGACAAAGCUGCACGAAGUUGAUUCCAAAGAACAUUUACAAAGCUCUGGUCUAUGUAAGAAAAAAAUGGAUGAAAAAACUUUGGCAGUGCUGAGUGCAUUGCAUGAUGAUGGAAUAGUAAAUUCCCCAAUGGUAACGAUUGGUAUUAAUGAAGAGUCAGGCCAAGCAUUAAAAAGAAAAAAUGCAAGAAAGAGGAUAAAACUUCCAUAUCAUUUUAUAUUUCUGGCAUGGUUUUAUUUCUUAGCUUUAUCAUCGGCCUCAGCAUACUUUGUUGCACACUUUGGGGAGCAAUAUGACGAAGAACUGGCAGCCCAAUGGCUGACAUCUUUUGUUCUAAUUAUAUUUCAAGACAUCGUUAUUAUCAACGUCUUUCGUGUUGCUUUUAUCUCAUUGUAUUAUGCUUUAGUACUUAAAAGGCCAGACGAAAGUGAUUAUGAUAAUGAGAGAAAAGAUGACAAUCCUCAGCAAACCAAUAACUACGAAUACGACAUUACAAAGACGAAGGUGACUUUUCCGCCUAGUAAAGAACAACUUGAUGAGGCAAGAACGAAAAAGCUCCGGGAGAUUCAAAUGGACGCUAUCAUCAAAGAUAUGAUUAUCUAUGUAUUCUUUCUCACGUCGCUUCUUGUUGUAAGCUAUAGCCAUCGUGAUCCACAAGCGUUUGCAGUGGCGCAAAAUCUGAUAGAUUCUUAUAUAGGUGGAAAUUAUGCUGGAAAUGGAUUAAGUCAGAACGAUGGAACCUCAAAUUACUGGACUUGGCUGGAGUCGACUGUACUACCAAGCCUAUCUGCGGCGAAUCGAAGCUGGGUUCCGUUUUGUGAACCGUCGUCGAACUAUUCCAUCGACUGUAACACAAGAAUAAUUGGAACAGCACGCCUGAGGCAGCUUCGUGUUCCACCGGGUAGCUGCGAAAUUCCACCUGGUAUGGAAAUUGUUUCAAGCACAUGCAAUGACUUUUAUUCUAUGUUGAGUGAGGACAAAAGUAAUUAUCUUAAAGGAUGGAUACCUACCAACAAAACAAGAAACGAACCAGAUCCCUGGACAUACCAAUCAAUGUUUGAUAUAGGAGGAUAUCCAUACUUUGGGAUUUUAUCUACUUACAGUGGUGGAGGAUAUAUUACCGAGCUUCACAGUACUGGAGAUGGGAUUAAUGACUUAAAGACAAAUAACUGGAUCGAUCAAAGAACAAGAGCAUUAUUUGUGGAAGUGAGUGUAUACAAUGCACAAGUAGACAUGUUUGGCAUCGCAACGUUUUUAACUGAAUGGAUGCCAACAAAUGGUGUUCUUUAUUUUGAUAAUGUGAAAGCAGCCCGUCUCUUCAUACCAACAGACGCAGCACAGACAGUAACAACUGUUUGUCAGCUAUUCAUGGUUCUAUUUCUCAUGAUAUUUAUUUACGGAGAAUCGAAGAAAGUAUUAAAAGAACGAAAGCAGUAUUUUAAAGAUGUGUGGAAUUGGAUGGAAGUUUUCAUGAUUGUAUUUAUUUUUGGAUGUCUUGGUUCUCUGUAUCAAAGAUCAAAGUCCACAACUAAAGCAAUCAGUGAAAUGCAAAAAAAUCCAGACAAAUUUGUAAGCCUUAUCCAAGCUGCUACUUUUGAUGAGCUUCUGACUUAUUUUCUUGGUCUUGUCGUCUUUGUUGCUAAUUUAAAGCUUUUGAAGCUGUUCAAAUUCAACCAUCGUGUUUUUCUCUUCACUCGGACAUUGUCGACUGCAAGCGACCCACUCCUGUCGUUUAUGUUGGUCUUCUUCAUAUUCUAUAUUGCUUUCUGCAGUAUAUACUACUUGAUUUUUGGGACUAUCAUGGUUGAAUAUAAGUCAAUGACAAGCACAAUCAAAUCUUUGUUUAACAUCUUACUUGGUGGAUUUGAUUUUAACAGCAUGGAAGAAGCUGAUAGGGUUUAUGGUCCCUUACUGUUCUUUUCAUUCAUGAUGAUCAUGGUAAUGAUACUGAUGAAUACAUUUUUGACUAUCCUGAUGGAUGCAUUUGCUGAUGUACAAGGCGAUGAGCACUUAAAAGACGGAGAACUUGAUGUAUUGGAUCACUUUUUGUCUCGAGUAGAAAAAUUUCGAGGUCGAAARGGGAAUAAGAUUGGCCAGCUCCCUAUCGAGAGCGAAAAUGACAUAGAAGACAUUCAAUCUGAAAGCCAAGAUUCAAGUAUUCAAGAAGAAAAGGAGGGGGAAUACGAAGGAGACCAGUGUGAAAAGAAAAAAAAUAUUGAUUUUUAUGACGAUGCUAAAGGCUUUAAUAAUGRCGAUGACGGUAACGAUACUGAUGACGAUGGCGAUGACAGCGAUCCAGAUGACGUGCUAGGGCAGGCAAUUAAAAGAGCAAAGGAUCGGUUGCGUAUUAAACGGAUAGAAAUGUUAAAAUCUGCUUUCAAAUUUACCCAAACUCUAGCAACAUUCAAGCCAAUUGUCAAAGAGAGAAAACUAGAAGAAAAACUGGAUGACAUAACUUCAUUUUUUUGCUGCACUGCCUUGGAUGAACUUGUCCUUGAUCGUGCUUAUGAAGAAAUGGUUAGACAGUAUGUAAAAAAUCUGAAGAGAGACUACUUUAACAGGGAAAUUAAACGCCAAAAUGACUUUGCGACAAGCUGGCAAGCCUCAAAAGUGGAUUUGAAACAGCCAAAAAAUGCAAUUUAUAAGUAUACUAGGCAUGUAGAAGAAAACCAAUCGUAAUCCGUCUACCAUAUUUUUACCGUACCCGGAACUCCUAGCUUGAUUUAAUUGCAAGCCGCGUGUUUUUCCAUCGUUUUUGAAGUGAAAAGAAAAAUAUAAAAAGUAUAAUCUUUUUUAUUAAAGAAUGAGGAUAAUCGUCGUACCUUCUUGAGGUCAAAAUUAAUAUGACUUGGGACCUUCUAGAAUUUAGAACCUUCUUUAUAGAACUACAAUAAUAUCAGUUGCUAUAUUUUUGUUGUUUUUUCUUUUUUACUUCACCAAAAAUUAAUAGAUGGAACUGAAAAAAAUGAGAUGAGAUGAUUAAAAUGAUAGCCAGUAGUUUUAAACACUACAAAUUGGUUAUGUUUUAGUGAGGUGAGAAUCAUUUAUUGUAAUGGUAACCUGCAUAAACCUUUGGAGUCAUUUUUAAAAUUCUCGAAUUCUCGACAAGCAACCCGCCGACCAUUUUUAAAUGGUAUAUUAAAAUUAAUAACUUCAUUUGCUUUAGAAUACUGUAACAAUAAUAUAAUCUUACGAAAUCAGUCUCUAUAGCAAUUGUAAAUAAUUAAUAAUUCCAGUAAGCCAUCGAUUUGUAAUUCCCUUAUCGCCAGCGAAACCAGGAACGCUUUUAAAAAAUUGUAGUACAGAUUUUCGAAAUACUUCACCCAUCGAGACGUAAUUUGAGUCCAU
Exaiptasia diaphana is the source of this 10299-nucleotide messenger RNA. RefSeq lists its product as uncharacterized. Bases 73 to 9630 code for a protein of 3185 amino acids. Gene Ontology annotation, cellular component: membrane. Gene Ontology annotation, molecular function: protein binding; calcium ion binding; calcium channel activity. The transcript is spliced from 17 exons. The record is from RefSeq and is a predicted model, not a curated record. NCBI's taxonomy places the organism in Eukaryota, Metazoa, Cnidaria, Anthozoa, Actiniaria, Aiptasiidae. Gene Ontology annotation, biological process: detection of mechanical stimulus.